AAGUCGUGAGUGUCAGAAGCAGCGGCACGCACAGGAAGUUUGUGAAAUUUAUCUCAACAGGAAACUGAAGUUGGAUGAUUUCUAAUAUUUAUCCUUUUUUUCUCGGUCGGCUGGCGCAAAUACGUUUCAUAUUCUGUUGUCUCGUCUAAAUCGGCGGUAAAAUUUUUUGGUUUGCAAAUUUGCACUGCGUCGUUGCUUGGCUCCCCGCGGCUCGAUAAUUUAACUUGUGUUAGCUAGCUGUCCGUUAGCAGGUCAGGUAUGACGGACGCGCUCGUGCUCGUGGAGCGCGUGGAGGCGCACCCGGACUCCCGGUGCUGGUUCGUGGCCUGGAACCCGAGCGGGACCCUGCUGGCCUCGUGCGGGGGCGACCGGGCCAUCCGGAUCUGGGGACGGGAAGGUGACUCGUGGAAAUGCAAGAGUGUCCUUGAGGAUGGCCACCAGCGCGCUGUGAGGAAGGUGGCGUGGUCUCCCUGCGGUAACUACCUUGCCUCCGCCAGCUUUGAUGCAACUACCUGUAUCUGGAAAAAGCAGAACGAUGGCUUUGAGAGUUUGACUGUCCUGGAGGGACACGAGAAUGAAGUCAAGUGUGUGGCCUGGGCAGCAUCAGGGAAUCUGCUGGCCACCUGCAGCCGAGACAAGAGUGUCUGGAUUUGGGAAGUGGAUGAAGAGGAUGAGUAUGAGUGUGUUACUGUUAAGAACUGUCACACACAAGAUGUGAAGCAUGUUGUGUGGCACCCGACUCAGGACCUGCUGGCCUCAGCCAGCUACGACAACAACAUCUGCAUUUACAAGGAGGAGGACGACGACUGGGAGUGCAAGGCCACCUUGAAGGGACACACGUCCACUGUGUGGAGUUUGUCCUUUGAUGCCGAUGGACAAAGACUGGCCUCCUGCAGCGAUGACCGCACAGUCAAGAUUUGGAAACCAUCUCCAAAUGAUGAUGGACAGGGAGACUCCUCUUGGAUGUGUGUCUGCACGCUCACAGGGUUCCACACACGCACCGUGUACGAUGUUGCUUGGUGUCAGUUCACUGGUGCCCUGGCGACUGCCUGUGGGGAUGAUGGAGUGCGUGUGUUUAAGGAGGAUGUGACCGCCCAUCCAGACCAGCCCACAUUCUACCUGGCUGCUCAUGCAAACAAGGCGCACAGCCAGGAUGUGAACAGCGUCGCCUGGAACCCAAAGGAGGCAGGACUGCUGGUCUCCUGCAGCGACAACGGAGAGAUCGCCUUCUGGAGGUUCCAGGAGAAGGACUGAACGUGAUCGACAUGGCUGCCCUCUCAACACACAGACUCAGUAUUCAUCAUUACAGGUCACAUUGGGAUAUGUGUGGCACUGCGGCUGCCAUACAUAUCAAUAAUCUGGUGAAAACCUUUUGUCUCGCAAGUAACUUUUCAGAAAGGCAACACUGUGUUCAGAUUGACCAACAGUCAUUUUUGUGAUUAGCGUUUGGGUUUGAGCAGUGUGGUGAGCCCAGUUGGUCACAGAUUUUUUUGCAACCCACAGAGGAGCAUGUAAUGCAUUUUACAGUAAAACAUAAACAUCACCAACAUUUGGGUUACAAGGUUUUUACAUUGCAACAGCAGUAUGUUAAUAUUGUUCAUUUACAUUCUUACACAGUGAAUCUGCUAGUGGUUAAGAUCAUGCUUAAUAUUAAUUUCGCACGUCAGGUCAUAAACAUGUCACUUUCAGGCCCUAAUGUCUGUCCAAAUUUAAGUUGCCUCAAGAAGGCAUGUGCUUUGUGCAUUCAUGUUUUUGUAUCAAUGCAAUUUAGAAUUUUUUUGCUGUUUGUUUAAAUAAAGUGUAAUUUAAUCAGAUUUAAUU
Molecule: messenger RNA, 1821 nt
Organism: Myripristis murdjan (pinecone soldierfish)
Lineage: Eukaryota; Metazoa; Chordata; Actinopteri; Holocentriformes; Holocentridae
Gene: ciao1
Product: cytosolic iron-sulfur assembly component 1
Exons: 7
Coding region: 259-1254 (331 amino acids)
Biological process (GO): iron-sulfur cluster assembly
Cellular component (GO): cytosolic [4Fe-4S] assembly targeting complex
Molecular function (GO): protein binding
Source: RefSeq, a predicted model, not a curated record